ACGCAAAAUAAACAACACAAGCUCACUUGAUUUUUCUAAUUUUACCCCUAGAGCUUCUUAUUUUAACGAUGUGUACCGCCGGAGGUUUAUGCCCGCUCGCCCCUCCCCCAUCCCUUCAGCGGCGGCGCACCUCCCGGCGACUGGAGCUCCCUCGUUGCGGUCCCCGGGGAGGCGGGGACGGGCUGACCGUCAUCGAAGCGACAGGGGCAGGUGGAUCUCGCUGAUUCGUUGCCAAAGUAAUUAAGGCGUGCUCGCCAUGGAAGUGGAAGAAGCAGGAGGCGGAGUGGAGAACGCCGGCAAGGACGAGGUGGAGGCGGAGUACCAUUCGCACGACUUCGAGUGGGAGGACCUCAGGGCGGAGGUGGAAUCCGACCCCGCCUUCUCCUACCACCUCUCCCCCUUUCCUGGCCCCGCCGCGAGCACCACCUCACCGCCGCAGCCUUCGUCGGAGGCCUGGAGAAACUUCCACCGUCGCCACGCGUCUGGCAAGUUCUUCAAGGAAAGGAGGUAUUUGCUCAAGGAAUUUCCUGAGCUGCCUAACAGCAAAGAUUGUGCCAAGAUUUUAGAAGUGGGAUGUGGGAAUGGAAGUACUGCUGUUUCCAUACUGCGGUCUAGUGAAAGCAUCACUGUCUUUGCUUGUGACUGUAGUAAAGACACUCUUGAGAAGGCAAAUGAGAUUAUAUCUAAUACAAAAGGGAUUGAUAUCAAGGAUAGAUUCCACCCCUUUUUAAUGGAUGUUUCUAAAGAAUUUUUUCCAGAUUGGUUAUUCUGCAAUGCCUGUAAAAGUUCACAUGGAAAGUCUACUGAAUUUCAUUUGUUUAUUCAUUUAAUUAAAUUUCCUUUAUUUGAAUUUUCGUUCAUAUUACCUAGUUCUGAACUCUGCAUAACAUUUUUGCUUUCAGAUAGUUGUCAUGAAAUGAGAAAAGAGCGCCCAGACUUCCUGAGAGAGAAUCAAUGUUGUGUCGGUGGCAUGGAUUUUAUCACCAUGAUAUUCACAUUAUCAGCCAUACCCUUCGCCAUAAUGCCAAGUACUAUAGAGCAAUGUGUUUGUGUUCUGAAACCAGGUGGCCUUCUUCUGUUUAGGGAUUAUGUAGGUCUUUAUGACAUGACGAUGCUUCGGUUCUUACCUGAUCAAAGAGUAGGAUUUCGGGAAUAUAUGCGGUCAGACGGCACCUUGUCAUACUUCUUCACAUUGGACACUGUGAGAGAACUCUUUCAUGCUGCUGGGCUAAUAGAGUUGGAGCUGGAAUACUGCUGUGUCAGGUCAGUGAACCGAAAGAAGAACGGGAAGAAGAUGCAGCGGGUAUGGGUGCAUGGAAAAUUCCUGAAGCCACCAAGCUGGCGCUGACAAACUGUGAAUGUUGUGUGUCAACAAACUUCCACUGCUGUGGCAAUUCUUUACCCCCUGCUUCAACCUAGCCAUUCUAGCCACCGGAUCAGAGUCCCUUAUGCAGAUUGCCUGACCACUUAACAGUCUGUCUUCAUAGCUGCAGACUAGCGUUGUUUUGGACUGAGUUUAAUCUGGCCUGCCUGAUCUGGCAGAAUGUCGUUUUGAUAGGGCUCUGUUUUAGCUUCACGCCGUGACGAGGUGGGAAGGUUGAAUCAGUGUCCAGUGAACAAGGGCGAGCCGUGACGAGGUGGGAAGGUUGAGUCAGUGUCCAGUGAACAAGGGCGAGGCUACCAGUGUCGGUGUGGUGUGCAUGCACCGUGGAGUGAGAGCUCAAGCUGGAUUUUUUUUUUUCAGUUUUGCUUUCAUCUAGGCGUGCAGGGUUAUCAAAUUUUGUUUAGCCUGUUUAUUCCAUUUUGCUAAACAUGCUUGAGGAUCCAGUGUAUUUGAAGUUUAGCUUCCACAGUAGUGUUUCACUUUCAUAAAAACCAAAUUUGAUGAAA
Molecule: messenger RNA, 1890 nt
Organism: Panicum virgatum (switchgrass)
Lineage: Eukaryota; Viridiplantae; Streptophyta; Magnoliopsida; Poales; Poaceae
Product: methyltransferase-like protein
Exons: 6
Coding region: 257-1348 (363 amino acids)
Source: RefSeq, a predicted model, not a curated record